AAACACAAGCAGCCUCCAUCUUAGGCUGGAAUAAAUAGCGCUGCGUUCACUGGCUCCCUGCAGACUUCAGCACAGUCCAAGCAAGAGAUCAAGUGCCUGUUUCAUCGGCGGGACAAGAAACAAAUACAAUCACCAAGAUGACCCACCAGUAUCCAUCGCUUUCUCCAGACCAGAAGAAGGAGCUGGCCACUAUCGCCCAACGUAUCGUGGCUCCUGGAAAGGGUAUCCUGGCUGCAGAUGAGUCCACAGGCACCAUGGCAAAGCGUCUGCAGAAGAUCAACGUCGAGAACACGGAGGAGAACCGCCGCUUCUUCCGAGACCUCCUGUUCUCCGUUGAUCCCUCCAUUUCUCAGAGCAUAGGAGGAGUCAUUUUCUUCCACGAGACACUGUAUCAGAAAUCAGACAAGGGCAUUCCUUUCCCCCAGCUCAUCAAGGAGAAGGGAAUUGUGGUUGGAAUUAAGGUUGACAAAGGCACAGCAGGGCUGAAUGGAACAGAUGGCGAGACGACCACACAGGGGCUGGACGGCCUGGGCGAACGCUGUGCUCAGUACAAGAAGGAUGGGUGUGACUUUGCUAAGUGGCGCUGUGUGCUGAAGAUCUCCGACGGCUGCCCUUCUGCUCUUGCUAUUGCUGAAAACGCCAAUGUACUAGCCAGAUACGCUAGUAUCUGCCAACAGAACGGCUUGGUGCCUGUUGUCGAGCCUGAGAUUCUCCCAGAUGGCGAUCAUGAUCUCCAGCGCUGCCAGUACGUCACGGAGAAGGUCCUUGCCGCUGUCUAUAAGGCUCUAUCUGACCACCAUGUGUAUCUGGAGGGUACGCUGCUCAAGCCGAACAUGGUCACAGCCGGACACUCCUGCUCCAAGAAGUACACCCCACAGGAGGUUGCCAUGGCAACAGUCAGCGCCCUCAGACGCACCGUCCCGGCCGCUGUUCCAGGCAUCUGCUUCCUGUCAGGAGGUCAAAGUGAAGAGGAAGCUUCACUCAAUCUCAAUGCCAUUAACCUGACUCCACUGCACAGGCCCUGGAAGCUGAGUUUCUCCUACGGACGCGCUCUCCAGGCCUCGGCGCUCGCAGCGUGGAAGGGUAAAGCAGAGAACAGGAAGGCUGCACAGGAGGCUUUCUGCACUCGUGCUAAGAUUAACGGUCUGGCAUCUAAAGGCGAGUACAAACCAACAGGCCAGACUGACCAGGCUGCCACACAGUCCCUCUACACUGCCAGCUAUGUCUACUAGACCAAACACCCCACCAUUAAUGCCAACUUUUCCUGGACCACACAAAACUGUGAAUACAAAGUGACCAAAAACUGUUCAAGAUAACAGUACGAUUUAUAAAUGUAGAUAUUCUGCCUGUGCAGAAUCCUAAUCUGCAAUCUCAUGACCAAAAUCACCAAAUAUUUUUUAUAAAGAUUUCAUCUUAAAUAAAGAAAAACAUGGACUAA
Messenger RNA from Neoarius graeffei (lesser salmon catfish), 1438 nucleotides. It is a transcript of the gene aldob, whose product is annotated as aldolase b, fructose-bisphosphate. Gene Ontology annotation, biological process: fructose 1,6-bisphosphate metabolic process; glycolytic process. The transcript has 9 exons. Gene Ontology annotation, cellular component: cytosol. Gene Ontology annotation, molecular function: fructose-1-phosphate aldolase activity; fructose-bisphosphate aldolase activity. The record is from RefSeq and is a predicted model, not a curated record. NCBI's taxonomy places the organism in Eukaryota, Metazoa, Chordata, Actinopteri, Siluriformes, Ariidae. The coding region runs from base 138 to 1232 and encodes 364 amino acids.